Solanum verrucosum is the source of this 1182-nucleotide messenger RNA. RefSeq names its product F-box/LRR-repeat protein At3g03360-like. Bases 1 to 1182 code for a protein of 393 amino acids. Lineage: Eukaryota; Viridiplantae; Streptophyta; Magnoliopsida; Solanales; Solanaceae. The transcript is spliced from 3 exons. The record is from RefSeq and is a predicted model, not a curated record. Gene Ontology annotation, molecular function: protein binding.
AUGGAGAUGACAAAUCUGAAGAAGCAAAAGGUAACAGAGGAAGAAGCACCACAAGGAAUCAGUAAGUUGCCGGAUCUACUCCUCGUUCAAAUUCUCUCACUUCUCCCAACAAAGGAUGCAUUCAGAACUUGUCUAAUUUCUCCAACGUGGCGGCGUCUCCCAACUUUAAUUGAUAGCUUUAAUUUCACUUGUUCAACUGACCGGGAAAGAGAAGAUUUCUCCUUUAUUCAAAAUGCAUUAGCACAUUCCUUCUCUUCCAAAAUUAUAAAGUUCAAACUCGACUUAACUGACUUGAGUCUAUCAGACUGCAGUUUCAGGCCUGAGUAUGAAAUUCUAAUCAGUGGUUGUUUUAGUUUUGCUGUUGAAAGAGAAGUGGAAAAUGUUGUGUUGUGGUCUCAGUAUAGUAAUGGGUGCACAUUACCUGAAUCUCUCUGCACAUGUUCAUCCUUGAUAACUUUAGAUGUUAAACAUUGUGGCUUUAAUAACGCGGUCAUAACGUGGAACUCUCUAAAGAGUAUAAAGUUGGGGCAUUUGAUGCUAACCGAUGAUGAAAUGGUGAAAUUAUUGUCUGGCUGUCCUGCAUUGGAAACAAUGGAAUUAUAUAGCUAUACUGGUUUCCAUCGCCUGGAAAUUAAUUCCCUAAAAUUGAAGACACUUAAGUUGAAAGAUUAUGUUCGGAUGGGUGGAAAUGGAGAUGACUUAGAAAUUCUUGCCCCGUAUAUUCAGCAUUUGGAAAUAUCAGGAGAAGAUCUCAAGUGUAGGCUUAUUGAUGUGUCUUCUGUAGUUAAUGCUAAGCUCAUUUACAGCUUUCCCUGUAUCAAAGGCAUUCCAAGUACUUAUGUGGAAGACUGCUGCCGUGACUAUCAUCAAGUAGUAUAUACCCUCGUCCAAGAUAAUUUUCAAAAGUUAUGUUAUGCAACUGAUCUAACAAUUGGAACUUGGUUCACACAGGUCAUGUGCACAUUGCAGUUCAAAGGGUCGCCCAUUUCAGAAUUGAAUUGCAAAUAUUUAACGCUGAUGUUGCAUAUGACAACGUUUAAUAUGUACGGAGUAGCUGGUCUUUUGAGAGCCUCGCCACAUGUGGAAACAAUCAGCAUAGAAUUGGAAUAUACGCUGUUAGAUGAUUUCCCGAUCUACAAUUGCUGCUGCAGCUCUGAGUUACUUGAUUUGGCCAAAUGUUGA